GUCCAAAAACGCAAUUCUUGUCAUCUGCGUCGCCAUCACGCGGCGUUUCAAGCGCUGUGAAUAUGGCGGAUCCGGAAGGAGAGUCGCUAGAGUCUUGGCUCAAUAAGGCCACUAACCCCUCCAAUAGACAGGAAGACUGGGAGUAUAUUAUAGGAUUCUGUGACCAAAUCAAUAAAGAAUUAGAAGGUCCACAGAUCGCCGUAAGGUUGCUAGCUCAUAAAAUCCAGUCUCCUCAGGAAUGGGAAGCUAUACAGGCUUUGACAGUAUUAGAAGCAUGCAUGAAGAACUGUGGGAGAAGGUUUCAUAAUGAAGUUGGAAAAUUUCGAUUUUUAAAUGAAUUGAUCAAAGUUGUUUCACCCAAGUAUCUGGGUGACAGAGUGUCAGAGAAGGUGAAGAUGAAAGUUAUUGAAAUGCUGUUCAGCUGGGCAGUUGCUCUGCCUGAUGAAGCCAAAAUAAAUGAAGCCUAUCAGAUGUUGAAGAGACAAGGCAUUGUCACCACUGAUCCAGAGAUCCCCGUGGACAAGACUCUGAUACCUUCACCCCCUGCGCGUCCCAGGAACCCCGUGUUUGAAAACGAGGAGAAAAGCAAGCUGCUAGCAGAACUCCUGAAGAGCAAAAACCCAGAGGAUCUCCAGGAGGCCAACCGGCUCAUCAAGAACAUGGUGAAGGAGGAUGAGGCCAGGAUGCAGAAAGUGACGAAGCGUAUGAACACCCUGGAGGAAGUCAACAACAACGUGAAGCUUCUGAAUGAGAUGCUGACCCACUUCAACAGGGAGGAGUCUUCCGAGGCAGACCGAGAACUCAUAAAGGAGCUUUAUGACCGAUGUGACAAGCUGAGGCGCACAGUGUUCAAGUUGGCCACAGAAACUGAGGACAAUGACAACAGCUUGGGUGAUAUCCUGCAGGCAAGCGAUGACCUGUCUCGAGUCAUUAAUUCUUACAAGAAGACCGUGGAGGGCCAGGCAGUUAAUGGAGAGGCGGAUGUUCUGAGUUCAUCAACGACAGAAGGCAAAAGAGGCCAUGCAACUACGGAGACUCUUAUAGAUCUGGCUGGCCUUGACAUUCCAAGUCCCUCCCCACCAGAGCCGGCACUGGCUCCUCAACUUCCAGAUGCCCAACUCCCCAAUCUGCUGGCGGCACCUCCAAUUCCAGUCUUGCCUCCUCCUCCCUAUGGAUUGACUGGAUCACAGGCCUACCCUAUCAGCCAGUCUGAAAGCCCCAACCAUCCAUCCACUGGCCAGACAUCCACUGCUCUCUCCCUUCUGGACGAGGAGCUCCUCUCACUAGGUCUCAAUGACCCAGCUCCAAGUUUGAAUGAUCAAAAUCACAAUAAACCAAAGGAAGAUGACUUGAGCACUCAGUGGACCUCAUUACAGUCCCAGUCUACUGAUCCAGGGUUGGAUUUCUUUGCGAGUGCACCUCUACCUGGGCCCAUGUUCCCUGCGGAGAGCGCAUCCACAGUGCCUGCCCCUAGGACAAGCUCUGUGUGUUACCCAGAAGCCCCCAGGACCGCGUGCUUCCCUUACCCUAGCGCAGCGGCUAACUCUGGCUCCGCCUCUCUCAACUCGGGUCUGCAGGACCUUGCCAUGCUUGACCUUGGGGACCCUAAGAGCAUGCCUGGCCUCUUGAACCCAGGUGCAAUAUUCGGGAUGGGGCCGCCAGCUGGCCCUGCCGCCUCCUCCAUUCUUGGGUUCCCCGUCCCCAGCUCCACCCCUCUCCCCCUUGGUACGAUGCCUGCUUCUCCUGCGGUGUCCCACGCCAAAGCCCAGGCCGCCAGCUCCACCCCGGGGAGCCCCCUCUUCCGCUCGCUGUCUCCCAUUCUUCCCCAGACACAAAGCAGCCCGGCCAAAGGGCCCGAGGUUUCCCUAGCCAACGUGCAUGUCCCCCUGGACUCCAUAAAGCCCAGCAAAGUGCUGCCGGUGACAGCCUAUGACAAGGACGGCGUUCGUGUGCUGCUGCAUUUUGCCACGGAGUGCCCGCCCGGCCGGCCCGACGUGCUGGUGCUGGUGGUGUCCAUGCUCAACACGGCACCGCUUCCUGUCAAGAACGUUGUGCUGCAGGCUGCCGUGCCGAAGUCAAUGAAGGUGAAACUUCAGCCGCCUUCAGGGACCGAACUGGUCCCCUUCAAUCCCAUCCUGCCCCCGGCAGCCGUCACUCAAGUCAUGCUUCUGGCCAAUCCGCUGAAGGAGAAGGUGCGGCUGCGCUACAAGCUCAUGUUCACGCUGGGAGAGCGGCAGUGCACAGAAGUGGGAGAGGUGGACCAGUUCCCCCCACCGGAGAAAUGGGGCAACCUAUAGCCUCUGGACUAUAGCCAGGACGAGAUGACAGCCGACCGUACUAUCUCCCAGUGAAAGGGGGAGGCAGUGUUUCUCUGAAUGUGUGUGUGUGUUUUUUUUUUAUUUAUUUAUUUUUUUUAUAAAUCAACAAAGUAGGCAAGUGCUGUUAACAUUAUUUCAUCAUCGCCCACUUUGAUGUAAUUUUUUGGAUUAUUAUUUUUUUGCUUUGUAAUUUUUUGAAACUGCUUAAGGUCAAGUUUCAGGAUUGGCUGUUGAUAUGGACAAGCUGCACUUUAAGCCACAUACAGCACUGGGGAAAAUUCCAUUUGCACCCUACAUGUACAUAUCCUGAACUACGUAUGCUUUAAAGGAACUAACUUAAGCCCAUCAAGAGGACAAAAGCACCCAGGGCCAGAAGGCAGCUUGUACUUUCACACAAGAAAGGGGAGAUUAGGGUUGCCACUCAACCAAUUGGUUAUGGACAAUCAUUUCAUUGUUGGUGCUGAAUGGUGGGAGCCCAUAGCCAAUUGAAACUGCAUGAAUCUUUUAUGUGCCCCCCCCCCCCCCCCCCCAGAGACUGCUUCUAGUACCUCACCAACAACUACUUUGUUGUAUGGAAGGCAGGUGCGUUUUCAGAUUAUUUACAACCUCAGACAGUCAUGAAGUAAGCGGAGUUGCUGCCCGUUUUGUUAUUUCAAGCUGUCGGAGAAGACGUUCGGACUUACAGUCUAUUCGAAGUAUUUUCAUGUAUGUGAAGUGUUUAUAUUUUUUGUUACCAAUAUUUUCAUUCUUCCUAUUAUUUGGAACUUACAGACGGUGGGGCUAUCUUUAUUCCCAUUUGCAUUCUUUUGCUGUAUGUUGGUACCUGAAAGCGAUCUGUAUAUUUCUGGGGUAGAUAGAGAGCAUGGUGCAGCCCAGUAGGUUAGAGAGAGAACUCUUAGCGCGUGAUGGUGUGGUCCAUCAGUGUUUUUUUUUUCGGUUACAAUGAUUGUUCAAGUCCCAUGAAUGCUUUUUUGGUUUUGAUUGUGAUGUCCAAUCAAUCCCUUUUGAAGUGUUAUUUAUUGGUUUCAGUUAUGGAUUCUACUAUCUCUUAGCCGCUGUUUGCUGUUUUCUUAAAUCUUGACGUUGCAGUAUAUUGCUGAAUUCCUUCUACAGAGGCAAACUUUCCACCAGGCCCCUCUCUGCUGACUGUGAAUGUUGGUUGUCUUUGCCAGUAUUGCAGUUAUUUAUUAUUUGCCCUUAGAUUUAUCAGUUCAAUAUAUGUACUCGCUGAGCAGACUAACGGUCUUAUUUCAAAGGCAUCCUCUACAGGUGUAGUUUGAGGUAGCACUCUGUUUGGUUACAUCUCUGACAGCAGUAGAAUAUAUAUACUCAAUCCAGUGUCAUUGCCGGUAGGUUUGUGCUGGCGUGGUACAGUACGUACGUGAAAUGAGAAAUGUCAUUGUAAGGCGACUGCAGUGGUCUGUUGGGGAGUAACCCCCAGCACACCGCUCUCUGUCUUGUCUCCUCAUUCUGAUGUCAUUUCCUCUGUCAGCACUGUGACUUGUUACAAUGGCAGAUGCUCCAAACUUUCUAUGUACAUUGCUGUAUUUAUUGUCCUCUAGAGGUUGUUGAAGUUAAUGUAUGUAUCUGUUAAUGUGACUCUUUACAAAUGCUAGCAGAAAAUACUUGUACAUAUUUAAAUGUAAGAGGUGUUUCACUGCAUGAAGAAUUAAAGUCUUCAUUUUAAAUGGAACCAAAUGA
Molecule: messenger RNA, 4019 nt
Organism: Anguilla anguilla (European eel)
Lineage: Eukaryota; Metazoa; Chordata; Actinopteri; Anguilliformes; Anguillidae
Product: ADP-ribosylation factor-binding protein GGA3-like
Exons: 17
Coding region: 63-2297 (744 amino acids)
Biological process (GO): intracellular protein transport; vesicle-mediated transport
Cellular component (GO): trans-Golgi network
Molecular function (GO): small GTPase binding; phosphatidylinositol binding; ubiquitin binding
Source: RefSeq, a predicted model, not a curated record